This is a messenger RNA of Cheilinus undulatus (humphead wrasse), 831 nucleotides long. RefSeq names its product ribosomal L24 domain containing 1 (gene rsl24d1). Lineage: Eukaryota; Metazoa; Chordata; Actinopteri; Labriformes; Labridae. The record is from RefSeq and is a predicted model, not a curated record. Bases 68 to 562 code for a protein of 164 amino acids. Gene Ontology annotation, biological process: ribosomal large subunit biogenesis. Gene Ontology annotation, cellular component: nucleolus. The transcript has 6 exons.
AAGAAGAAGCAAACACGGGGCGGUCUUGUUUUUGUCAGUCGUCGCACGCAGCUUUUCUGCUGUGAAAAUGCGUAUCGAAAAGUGUUAUUUCUGCUCGGGACCAGUGUACCCCGGUCAUGGAGUUAUGUUUGUACGGAACGACUGUAAGUCAUUCAGAUUCUGCAGAUCAAAAUGCCACAAAAACUUCAAAAAGAAGCGCAACCCAAGAAAAACCAGAUGGACCAAAGCAUUCAGAAAGGCAUCAGGAAAGGAGUUGACAGUGGAUAAUGCUCUAGAGUUUGAGAAACGCCGAAAUAUCCCCAUCAAAUAUAACAGACAGCUCUGGGACAAGACGGUGGAAGCAAUGAAGAAGGUGGAAGAAAUCAAACAGAGACGACAGGCCAGAUUUAUCUUAAACAGGUUAAAGAAGGGCAAACAGUUGGAGAAGGAAGAGGCCAUCAGCGAAGUCAAGAAAAAUAUUCACCUUAUCAAAGCACCACAUGCAGGAAAGGCAAAACAAAUGGAAGACAAAAUGGUGCAGAAGCUACAAGAGGAUGUGGACAUGGGGGAUGAAGAUAACUGAUCUUAUAGCAAAGGAGCUUUCUAUGCUAAACUUGUCAAUAAGUUUAUUUGUUCCAAAAUUUGGAACUGUUCCAAAAUUAAAUUUCCAAAUUGAUUAGUGACAUACUAAUGAACUUGGUUUUGAAUGGCUGAAAGCAUUCAUCAGACAAAGAUCUGCCAUAACCACAUAGAUCCCAGAAGGUUUUGGGAGUUGGAGCUGUAGUUUUUCAUCCAUUUGCAAAGUACGUUAAGGACUGAAUGCAGAAAACUAAUAAAAAUUGAAACCUUCAA